GUUUCAAAUGGUCAGUCCACCCCUGGCCGCGUUUUGCACAGGCAUUUGAAUGGACUCCCGGCCCGUGACACGCAGGAAGGAAGUCCCUACACUUCUUUGGAAAACACAGCCUGCACAGGAACCUCAGUUCCCAGUAUGGUUGCGUUUUCCAGUGCAGGCGGCGUGCCAUUAAAAUUAAUGGCACCCGCCCGCGGGUCCACAUUUCUGUGCGGGUGGUGCGGCUGCACGGAUGUUCGUGUGGAUCCGCAGCGGCACCACCCACACAGAUGUGAACCU
Molecule: messenger RNA, 276 nt
Organism: Staurois parvus
Lineage: Eukaryota; Metazoa; Chordata; Amphibia; Anura; Ranidae
Source: the annotation of a GenBank genome assembly